UUUGCGCUAAGGAAGAUUUUCUGAUGCAGAGAAGAAGUCACUUUCACCAGCUGAAUGAGCGUGAAAUGCUUUGUUGGAAAUUUAUUUGCACCGUUGCAAUAACAGAAUUAGGCCGCAUAAUAUCCAUGGAGGAGUUGCUUAUGGCUUUUUAAGGAGAUGAAGUCAGACCUGUUCUUAGCGUAAACUGCAAGCUGCGUGAUUGUAUAUUAUGUUGUUUCUGAGCUUAAAGAUUGUUCAAGCGUGUGUGCUCACUCUCACAGCAAAGACUCCGUUCUUAAACUGAGGUUUUUUGACGCACAGGAGGACUUGUUUUCUGUGGAUUUAAAGAGAAGAAGACGAGGAAGGAAAGCACAGUUAUGUGUAAUUAAAAGUCCGGUCUUUUGACAGCAGACUUUUUGACCAGCCAGACGUUCGGUCUGAUUCGCUCCCUGUGGAGGGCAGUUGGGGGAGUGCCAGGACAUUCCGUAGGUCACUUUCUGCACAGCCGGCCCACUUUUCUCCCGAUUAGUCAUUUCCUUUCAGGAAUAAAAGGAGGGCUAAAAAGGAGGGCUAAAAGGAAGUAGAAUUACUCAGUGUGUACCUUUACGUUUAAAACUGUCAGGCAGCUGGCGGACGGUGUCUUGUCUUUGACAAAGUGUCAUUUUUCAUAGUGUCUUUUUAUACAUUUUAAAAUGGACUGUUUAACAAAGAAGGGUGCCGCUGAAUACAACAUGAAAAUGCACCCCAUGUGGCAGGGACCCCUUGCAAUUCCAGGAGGUGAUCGCCAGUCUCCUAUUGAUAUCGUCGUGCGUAAGAGUGUCUUUGAUUCCCAACUGGAACCUUUGACCACUCAUUAUGACCCAACCACUUGCCAGCAAAUCUGGAAUAAUGGUUAUUCCUUCCUGGUUGAAUAUGAUGACACUACAGAUAGGUCCACACUGAAAGGAGGCCCUGUGCAAGACACAUUUAGGCUGUGUCAGUUCCACUUCCACUGGGGUGAGAGCAAUGCCUGGGGGUCAGAGCACACUGUGGACAGGAGGUUAUUUCCUGCUGAGCUUCACUUGGUUCACUGGAACUCGGACAAGUACAGUCUGUUUGAAGAGGCAGUGAUGGAGGAAAAUGGACUGGCUGUUAUUGGAGUCUUUCUAAAGGUGGGGAAGAAACACGAUGGCCUGCAGAAACUAGUAGACGCUCUGCCUGCCAUCAGACACAAGGGUAGCGUGGUAGAGUUUAAUAAAUUUGACGCUGGCUGUCUGUUACCCGCCAACACCGAUGAAUACUGGACAUAUCACGGCUCUCUUACAACUCCUCCCCUCACCGAGUCGGUCACCUGGAUCGUCAUGAAGCAGCACAUAGAAGUCAGCCAUGAUCAGCUGGCCGUGUUCCGUAGCCUUCUGUUCACCUCUGCUGAGGAGGAGACCCAGAAGAGCAUGGUGAACAACUUCCGCGUGCAGCAGCCUCUGCGGGAUCGCACAGUGCGCUCCUCCUUCAGUCCUUUCCUGAAGGAGGCGCCGUCUGACCAAGGCGACCAGCACACACACUGACACCAUCCAGCUUGUGUUCACCACCGUUACACCAAAACAAACACAUGUUUUACAGUACUUUAUUUUCCUCUUUUGCUGACAAACAGUACUUUAAUUUUAGGCUAGUUUUAACUAUUGGAUUAACUGGAGUAAUUGGGUUUUUAACUAAUAAUUUAAAAUGCUUGGUGACUGGUAAAUUGAUUUACAUCCACUUGAAUUGUAUUUAUUUUUAAAUUGACUUGACACUUUAAUUAGUUGUAGUUUUUUUUAUCAAUCAAUCAGCAGCUGAAGAUAAACAAUGGAGCUGCUAGUGGGGACUCAACAGCACUGUGUGAGUCGAUGUUGAUACUGCAAUUGCACUUACAGGUAAGCGGCUGUCAAACUCAUUUUUUAUUGAGGGCCACAUCUCAGUUAUGGCUGCCCUCAGAGGGCCGUUUGCAACAACAAAUAAUAUAUGAAUAUAAAUGUAUAAGGAGUCACUUCAUUCUAUAGUUGCACAAUUGCCUAUGCAUUUUAUUUUAUAUAUAUUUGUAUAUUGUUUAUAUGUACACUGUAAAAAAACAAAAAAGAAUAGAUUUUGCGGUAAAAUAUUGUCAGCUUAGUCGCCAGAAUAAAAAUAAAAAAUUUAAAUUUGGAAAAACAUUUUUAUGGUAAAAUUCCAAAGUACCACUGUUUUUUACCGUAUCAUUUUGGCAAGUGAGAUGCCAUUUUUUUAUUGUAAAAUUUGUUUUUUCAAAAAAAAAAAUUCUGCAAGUAGAAAAGCAGUACCACUGUUUUAAGGAUAAAUUGUUGCCACUGAGCUUUUUUUUUUUUUUUCUAUCGCACAAUCUGUUGUUUUUAAGGCAUUAUUACUUUUAGUGGAAAAAGUUACAAUUAUUAUUUGUUUUGCUGUAUUAUUCUGGUGACUGAGCUGCCUGAUUUUUUUUUAACAAUAAAAUUUAUUGUGAUUUUUACAGUGUACAACUUGAUGGAUAACUUGCUUUAAAAAUCAUAGGUCAAGCAGAUGUUUAUGUACCGUAUUUUCCGGACUAUAAGCCGCUACUUUUUUCCAACGCUUUAAAUCCUGUGGAUUAUAAAACAGUGCAGCUAAUGUUUAGAUUUUUCUUCGAUAACGACCUUAAUGUUUUAUGUUCAAUAAAUGAUUUUCAUAUUAUACCGACAGAGACACUAAAAUGGUGUGAUAUUGUUUGUGCAAUGGCGCCAUCUUUUGGAUGAGUUCGUUCACUGCAGGUGCUGCGGCUUGAAAAUGUACUUCGUUUCGUGCCUUGAACCGGAGGUAUAAUCGUCAAUAACUGUUGAUCUUGAAAGGAUUCUUCAUUCAUCACUUCAAGCAACGUUUGUAAGUUUUACAGUAUAACUACACUAUUCAUACUUACGAAACCGUCACAUCUGUGAUGUCUGUAGGUGUGUUUCCAUGCAUAUUUUUACGUGCUAACAAUGUAAUGAAGCUAGCGUCGUUAGCAUUAGCGAAUAUGCUAAUACAUGAUUUACAAGUCUGUUAGUAUUUUUAACUUACAAUGACGUUAUUUUUGUAUUGUUUCAGUUUUGUAAAUUCACCAAAACAUCACUAUAGAUUAACUGAAUCUGUUUAGCUGUUCGGAGAGAUAGCUCCUACAGCUAGUGGGUCGACCCAUCACGAUGACUUUUGAAUUGUUUGAUCAUCCGUUUUACAGACGUGUUACAGGCACCUUUCGGAAACAAUUAAGGUAUGUAAUAAACAUCUGCAAAAUCUUUCGUACUGGCAUAUAUCUGCGGCUUAUAGUCCGGUGCAGCUAAUAUAUGUAAACAUAUUUUUUUCUGGUGUGCUCUAUAGCCCGGAAAAUACGGGGUUUAUUUCAACAUAAAGAUGGUUGAUAAUAUAUUUGUUGCAUUAUUAUACAAAAGUCUAAAAUAAAUGUCACUGUAUGCAGUACAGCUUUUUUUCCAGUCAAACUGGAAGUGGCUAUGAAGACAAAGUAUUUUAUUGACACAUUAUUUCCAGGCUUCCGCGAGCCAUAUAAAAUGACGUCGCGUGCCAGGCGUGGCCUCCGGGCCUUGACUUUGACACCUGUGCUUCUGAGAGCCAAUAUGGAGGUUUUUGCACCUUUUAAAUAGAAUUUGGUUACCUGAUGGGUUGAUGUUUGACAUGCUCAAGGUACGAAAGAUGUGACUAAAGAGCACAUUUAAACUUUUAUACUGAAAUGUCUGUCUUCUCUGUAAUCAUGCAUACAAUUAUGUCAGGUUUGUUGGUAUGUCAUACAUAUUCAUUUUACAGUGCCUUUAAAUAUUUUCAUCAUACUUCUGCGGUUUGACGGCUGAAAAGAUUGCUAAAAAAAAUAACUUUUGCGUACAAAGAGUUAUGUUUAAUUUUGCAGCUGCAGUCAUGUUUUUUAUCUUUUCCACCACAUGAGGCCUGAUCAAGAGUCGCUAGAAGGAAAUCACUGACGGUUCAUUAGCGUUUGGACUCCAUGCUUUUCUUUUCAAUCUAAAUGUCACUAAGCUACUAUCCAAACAUAGCCUCUUUUGGUCCUUUUUGGCGUCCAAGCGUGAAGACACAUUGACUGGUUAUGCAGUGAAUCGUUACAAUGUGUGCCUUUGGGAAGGCUGCACGCUGACAUUGAAAAGUUUGUGGGGGAGGCACAUCUUUGGUAUGUUUUUACAGACACUGUAGUACAGUACUGCCUUGUUUCAUGGUAUUUUAUCAUGUCAGACUACAUUUAAUGCCUGGAUGCAAUAUAAAUGCAACAUAAAAACAUGAAUAUGACCAUAUUCUACUUGUUACACUGUGAUGAUUGUUAAAUGGUGAUCUUUUGUCUGAUCUUUCUGUACUGUAUUGCUCAUUGUAACGUUUUUAGGCUAAAAUACAUUGUUUUUUCUUUAUAAAUCAAAUGAUUAAACUGUCAUUAACAUA
This is a messenger RNA of Nerophis ophidion (straightnose pipefish), 4392 nucleotides long. It is a transcript of the gene ca5a, whose product is annotated as carbonic anhydrase Va. Gene Ontology annotation, cellular component: mitochondrion; cytoplasm. Gene Ontology annotation, molecular function: zinc ion binding; carbonate dehydratase activity. The record is from RefSeq and is a predicted model, not a curated record. Bases 672 to 1523 code for a protein of 283 amino acids. NCBI's taxonomy places the organism in Eukaryota, Metazoa, Chordata, Actinopteri, Syngnathiformes, Syngnathidae. The transcript has 7 exons.